UUGGAGAUCGAGAUCGAGUCCUCGUACUUCGAGUUUGCGAUUGUCCUUGUUAGAAUAAAACACUUUGAAAUCUUAUCUUGUCAAAAGGCUCUUUAAACCCUGUAGUGACGUCACCUUUCUCUUAGGAAUUAGCAUCUCCAUCCACCUUGAUCUUGUUAUUAAUUUCUCCUAGUAAAAGUGUAUCUCAGUUAUGUAAAAUACUUGAAAACAGCUUCCCAAUGCAGUUGCGUGCAGAUGGAGAAGAUGGUGAAAGGGGCAUAAAAGCUCUCAGUUCUAUUCAAAGAUUCCUCUUGAAAUUGGGGUGCAUUUUUUUACGCGUACAAGAACAUGACCUUCUCUGGGGGCCUUUUCCUUAGCAAGAUAACUCAAAUACAAAGGGGAAUACCCAAGAUGAAGUCUACUUGGUGAGUCCCUACGACCUUUUUGCUGCAGAUUUGGGUGUUUGUGAUCUCAUUUCCCAUAAUCACGACCCGCCAAUGGCUGUUAGAUUCUACAAGGACCCACCAACUUUUUCACACAUAAGCUAAUUUUUAAUCAUUUCAUUGCCUGGUGUGAUGGCCACCACAUCCUUUCUCUACUUGAACAACAAUAAUGCACAAUAAUAAGUGAAUGCAUGGUACCAUUUUCUGCACAAAAGACAUUCCCAGCCAGACUGCAGAUUGACAAGAGUCUCUCUCUCUCUCUCUCUCUCUCUCUCUCUCUCUCUCUCUCUCUCUCCCCACUGCUUUCUGAUUCUGUUAUCCCUCCCCAGAGGUUUGCUAACAUCCAUAGAUUCGAAAAUCAAAAGUGAGAAUUUCAGGUACUGUUUUAGAUCUCAGCAUUUGUCCUCAAAAUAAUCUGAGUUAUGGACGGUCGUCAGCAGCAAAAGAACAGAGAGAAACUAGUAAACAAUCAGCAUGAAGAUAGGAAGUCAAAAAAAGAAGGAAAAGAAGGCUUAGCACCGAAGGAACAGUCACCUACAUCCCCUGUCUCACCACCUUCAGCAACUUCCUCCCCAUCUCAUGAAUUCUCCUUCACAAUUUCCCUCCACUCUUCCUCAACGGCAAUCCCUGACAAAACCAAUGCGCCACCUUCAUUUGCAGUUGAUUUGACUCCUGCAGAUGACAUUUUCUUCCAUGGCCACUUGCUUCCUCUCCACCUCCUUGCUAACCUUCCCGUGUCUGCCAGCUCCUCUACCAAUUCCUUGGACAGCUUCACUCUCCCAAUCGGAGGUUUAUUAGACGAUCAAGAUCCCAAUAAAGGCAGCAGCAACUGCAGCACCAGCAACAGAAGCAACAUCACCAACACGAAUACUGAAACCAGCCACCUUCAAAGCAGCGAUGGUGAGACAAAGGGAAGAGUCAAGUCAAAGUCUUUCUCGUUAUUCGGAUUAAUAAGAUGGAGAAAAGGGUGUGAAGUUAGAGAGAAGGAAGAUAAGGAGAAGCCAAAGAGGAAGCUGAGGUUUGAUGUCAGUCAUGUACUAAAAAGGUACGUAAGAUUGGUCAAGCCACUGUUGUUCUUCAGGAGGAAAGGAGAGAAUAUCCGAUUACGUCGACAACCUUAUUCGUUUUCAGGUAAUUUACGUAUGAAAAAUAAGCAAGAGUUGAGAGGAAGAAGAGGAGAAUUUUCAGCACCAGCUUCAAUGAGGACAUCUCCAACAAACAGUGGACUUCUUGUAGCAACUGCAACGCUUCCUUCUUCUACUAGUGACAGCACCAUGGAGGAGUUGCAGGCUGCAAUUCAAGCUGCAAUUGCUCAUUGCAAGAAUUCAAUUGCAAAGGAAGAGAAACUAAAUUGCUUAGACUAGAUUGAUAAGGUGAAAAUGUUCCAUUCAAGUUCUAUUAUUACUUGCACAUUUGUAUUAUAUAAAACAGAAUUCUAUAUCUGAAGAGUUUGAAUAUGAAGAAUUUUAUAAAGGAUUACUACGUUAAAAGAGUUCAA
Messenger RNA from Carya illinoinensis, 1920 nucleotides. RefSeq names its product BRI1 kinase inhibitor 1-like. Gene Ontology annotation, cellular component: plasma membrane. NCBI's taxonomy places the organism in Eukaryota, Viridiplantae, Streptophyta, Magnoliopsida, Fagales, Juglandaceae. Gene Ontology annotation, molecular function: kinase inhibitor activity. The transcript has a single exon. The record is from RefSeq and is a predicted model, not a curated record. The coding region runs from base 845 to 1786 and encodes 313 amino acids.